Phascolarctos cinereus (koala) is the source of this 972-nucleotide messenger RNA. RefSeq names its product olfactory receptor 9G19-like. NCBI's taxonomy places the organism in Eukaryota, Metazoa, Chordata, Mammalia, Diprotodontia, Phascolarctidae. The record is from RefSeq and is a predicted model, not a curated record. Gene Ontology annotation, cellular component: membrane. Gene Ontology annotation, molecular function: G protein-coupled receptor activity; olfactory receptor activity. Gene Ontology annotation, biological process: G protein-coupled receptor signaling pathway.
UCUCCUUCACAUGAUAGCCCUUCAAAUACUUCCUUAUAUAUGGAGAAAGUAAAUCACACUGUAACUGAGUUCAUUCUGGUGGGUUUUACCACAGACCCUGUGAUGCAGGUGCUCCUCUUUGCACUGUUCCUUCUAACAUAUUGCAUAACUGUGAUGGGGAAUAUUACUCUGAUUAUGUUAAUUUGUACAGACUCCCGGCUCUACACAGCCAUGUAUUUCUUCAUUGGGAACCUGUCUUUUCUGGAUCUCUGGUAUUCUACUGUUUAUACCCCUAAAAUCAUGUUGACAUGUGUGUCUGAGGACAAGAGUAUUUCCUUUGCUGGUUGUCUAGCUCAGUUCUUCUUCUCAGCUGGGCUAGCAUAUAGUGAAUGUUACCUGCUGGCCACCAUGGCAUAUGACCGUUAUGUAGCCAUUUCUAAGCCACUGCUCUACACUCAGGCUAUGUCCCCAAGAUUAUCUUCCUAUCUUGUAGCAGCUUCUUAUACUGGAGGUUUCAUUAACUCCAUCAUCAUUACAUGUGAAACAUUCACCCUGACUUUCUGUGGGGAUAAUGUUAUUGAUGACUUCUUCUGUGACCUACCUCCCCUGGUGAAGCUGGCAUGUGAUGUGAAGGACAGUUACCAGGCCGUGCUCUAUUUCAUCCUAGCUUCCAAUGUCAUCACUCCCACUGUGCUCAUCCUGGCCUCCUACCUCUUCAUCAUUGCUGCCAUUUUGAGGAUUCACUCUACGCAGGGCAGACUUAAAGCCUUCUCCACAUGUGGCUCCCACCUGACAGCUGUGACCCUGUACUAUGGUUCCAUUCUCUUCAUUUAUUCCCGUCCUAGUACUAGCUACUCUCUGGAGAGGGAUAAGAUUGUGUCUGUGUUCUGUACUGUGGCAAUGCCCAUGUUGAACCCAAUGAUCUACAGCUUCAGGAACAAAGAUGUCAAAGAUGCCUUGAAGAAAAUGUUAGAUCAAAUACGAGUUUCCUAA